AUGUCAGUGAACGUGAGUUUGAUGGUGAUUAAGAUGAGUCCACAUGAGGAUGAAGGUCGUGUGUUCUUAUUGGACCUGAGGAACACGUCCGACUCCCAAGAGUUGGGGGCGGCUGAACAUGCGUGUGUUUCCCAGGCGCCGGCUGGCUUCGCCGAGGAGCUACGUCACGCCGUGGUCGAGUGCUCCUUCUCCGAGUGCACCCGUGGUUGGCUCUAUGGAGGCACCGUGGGGACCACAGUGUGCAGCAAUGUGGGCAGUGCUCUGAAGGCUGUGGAUGUGAAGACAGAGAACGCAACAGAGGACACCGAACACCUGCAUGCCUUCUGCGUCAAAGACAUGGGCGUUCCAUGUGGAGACCCCCCAUCUUUCCCAAACACUCGUCUCCAGGGGCACACUGGGUUUGAGCUUGGCGACGAGCUGCUGUACUCGUGCGUGCCGGGUCAUGUGAUGCCCAGCGGGCACAGCGUCUUCAGUCUGCUGUGCGACAGCUGUGCGGAGUGGUACGGACUGGUACAGCUCUGUGUUAAAGAUGGAACAGAAACUCACAUCGACUACGAGGACAGGUUCACAGGCGACCACCACCACUCCUACGAAGACCCUGAGGACCUCGCCGAGGACGAGCGACUAGAGGAGGCGCAGGGGGAGGUACAGGAGGAGGUGCAGGAGGCGGCCCACGUGGCAGAAGAGGAGGACAAGGAGGAGGAGCACAGGAGCCAGGAACAGCAGGAAGCAAGCUUCAGCGUGGAGGGAGGAGAGGACACGGCGGAGGAGGCAGGAGAGGAGGAGGCAGGAGAGGAGAAGGCAGGAGAAGAGGAGGCAGGAGAGGAGACGGCAGCGCCAGAGGAAGAGGGAGAAGACAGAGGAGGAGAGGAGAUGUCUGUGGGAGAGGAGCAGCAGGAGGAGGAGGAGGAGGGACCGCUGACCGGAGGAGAAGAGGAGGAAGAUGUGGUGGAGGGGGUGGAUUCCAGCGAUAGUCCUGGGGAGGAGCAGGAGGAGGUGCUAGGGACGGGGGCGGAUGCCAGGGUGGUGACUGAGGCGCCGGUCUCUCUGCUCUCCCAGAAACACCUGUUCUGGUUCCCCUCCGAGGCCUUCCAGGAGGCGGGACAUCCUGUGCCCACCCAGCCGCCAAUCAUCCAGACCACACCCUCUGGGGGAGACAACCGUGUCAAAGCUUCAGGCAGUGAAACAGAGGAUGUAAAAGAGGAUGACAGCCAGGAAAGUCACUACAAGCAGCCAGAUGACCCCUUUGAUGACAGCCAUGUUGAACUUGAAGACCACGACAAAGAGGAUCUCGAUAGCCAUGAAGCGAUAGAUCAAGGUGUCCAUGACGAUCAUGAACACAUCGAUCACGACGAUCACGACGAUGACGUUGUCGACCAUGACGAUCACGACAAACACGACGACCAUGACGAACACUACAACCAAAGUAAACACGAAGACGACCAUGAGAAGGGCGGUCACUAUGACGACGACGAUGACCACGAGGAGCACUAUGACAUGGGCGAACAUGAAGAUGACCGGGACAGUGUUCUCUAUGGCAGCCAAGUGGAACACGUUGUCCGUGAGGACGACCAUGACGACCAUGAUCACCAUGUCGACCAUGACAGUCAUGAACAUGAACCCUACGACCAGGACGACCAUGACGACCAUGAUCACCAUGACGACCAUCACGACCAUGAUCACCAUGAUCACCAUGAUCACCAUGACGACCAUCACGACCAUGAUCACCAUGAUCACCAUGAUCACCAUGAUCACCAUGAUGACCAUGAUGACCAUGAUCACCAUGAUGACCAUGAAGGCGUAACCGAUGACCACGAUGACCACACUGAUCACUCAGAGGAACAUUCAGACCCUGAAAGUCACCCGAACGAUCAUGACCACGAUCACUCCGAUGAACACGAUACCAGUGAGGACCAAGAUGACCAUGACGAAGACAGUGACCACGACCGCCAUGACGACCACGGCGACCACGACAGUCACGAAGAUCACGACGACCACGAACACCAUGUGGCACCUCCGGUCGUCAUGCCGACGGACGACCCACAGAACGUGACCCAGGAAGGAGCAGGGAGAGAACCGACGGCCAGCACAGAGGAGCUGUGGCUGGAUGGAUACCCGGUCGUUCCGGACGAGACGGAGAAAGUGGGUGGCGGCUCCACGGAGGAGGGGAUAGGAUCAGAAGAACCGGAGGAGGAGCUCGUCGUCAAGGGGACGGACAGUCCCAAUGAGGUGGAGAUGAGCCAGCCCACCGCCUUUACCAGCUUCUCCCAGUCCCCCUCACAGGGAGCGGAGGAAGGCUGGCCUGGACUCGCCCACACCACCUCCCCUGACCAUCUCACACCCGAGCCCACGGACUCCCCCUCCGACCCCAACACGGACGAAUACACCGUGGCCCCUGGGCCGGAGACCUGGGAGGACGCCACCACCGAGCACGUGCACCCCUUCCUGGACCACGGCCUUGGACCCACCGCGCGGGAUGAUGACAUCACGGGGCUGGAGGAGGAGCGUGCAGAUCGCAACACGACUCAAAGAGCCAGGGAGGGGGUUGAGGAUGGGGAGGUGGGGGAGGCAGCCUGUCUGGACGAGGACUGUCCUCCCCCUCCUCCCCCGUCAUCGGGCCGCGGCCCCACGGUGGCCGCCAUCGUGGUGGCGGUGUGUGCGGUUGCCGUGGCAGCCGUCGCCGGGGCGUGGUGUUACCGGAGGAGACAGCAGAAGACCUCGAUGUACGAGAUGAACGGGAAGGGGCAGAGUCCAAGUGGCCAGCAGAUAGAGAUGCAGCAGAAGGUCUAAAGGAGAGGGGAAGAGAGAGGGAGGGGAGACCGAGAGGAGAGACACUGAGGGGCUGCAAGGACAGUCUGGAGGAGGGCUGCUAAGGGGGGAGGCGUUUCGAAAGGGUGUGAGCUGAACAACUAUGGCCCUGUCCAAAGAGAGACGUCUCUCUUUGGACAGGGCCUUGGUCUGUGAAGACAGACAACUGGGGAGUUGAGUGAAGAGGAAGAUAAGCGACUGAGCUAAAGCUAGCAGGAGCUCAUAUCUGAGAUGGGACUUUUCCCCUAAAAGCCCUGGGACAUUGUGGUACAGAUUCAUUGGUGUUGUUACUGUGUUAUUACUGUGUGCUCGUGUUAAUUUGACGUCAUUGACUUAAAAGGUUUUUGUUAUCCUGAUCCUUUUGAUAUUGAUAAUUAGCUUCUUGUUUUCUCAUGACAAACGUGUUGAAUCCACACCUCAGGUGCGACACGUUGGGGGAACGGCCUCAAACUAACGACCCAGCACUGUCAGUCCAACAGUUUAGACAUGAUUGCAAGAGAAGAGGACAAGAUUGAUGACUGGAAAAAAGAGAAAGAGAGAGAAAUUCUCAUGUGGAGACUUCUUGCCUGGUAAGGUUGUCUUGUUGGUUUUGACAGAGUCUGCUGGUGAGAUUGAGAGGGCGAGUCCAGACUGCCGACUCAGCCCUGCAAGAAAGAGACAAGAAAAAGUGUGUGUGUCUGUGUGUGUCUGUGUGUGUGUGUGUGUUUGAUAGAGAGAGCGUGAGAGCUGAUGUUUGUGCAUGCAGGAGUGUGUAUUUGUGUUACGUAUGGGUGUGUGUCUGUGUGUGUCUGUGUGUGUGUGUCACUUCAGUGUGAGCUGUCGGUCCACAGCGUGACGUGUCAGGAGUCAGGAGUCCAACGUCUGCACCCGGCGAUGCCACAGGCACUCACUGAGACGGGAGAUCAAAUGAUUUUAUACAACCACGUCAACCUGCCAAAGUUGAGCAGGCAGACAGACAGACAAAUAGACAGAUAGACAGAAAGACAAAUGUGGAGUCACUGCCCUUACUCAUAUUAUAAAAUUUAAUUUGUAAUUAAGUUCCCAAAUGUGUGUCAUGGAUGGCAGUGGAAACUGUUAUAUGAUACUGAAUAGUGUAUAUUGUAACCUGUUGAACUAUUUUGAACUGUUUGUCUAAAAUACGUGAUUUUUCUUUAUUUCGAAACUAUAGAAUUUCAGAGCUGAACACUGAAAAUGUCAUUUGAACAACUUCAACAUACAAAAAUGGAGUUCAAUAAUUGAUAAGGUAACUAUUACAAACAACAACAAUGCUGUAUUUUUUCUAAGUGAGUAAGUCAGCAAUACUGUAUAAAUGCAAUAAAAAGGAAAUAUAAGAGGUUACUGUAAACUAUAAUCACAUAACAUCUUCUUUUUCAUGUAUUUAAGUUACUGACAAGUUCUCUCCUAUAUGCUCUGUUGUAAAAAGCUUAAAUAUUCAGUGUUGAAAAGCUGUUUGUUUUUACUCCACUGUGUUUUGGUCAGGGAUUCUUUCUGGGUCGAGAUGAGAGAGAAGGCACUGGAUCGGGGUCAAUUACUAUUUGCAAAUGUUAAAAUACUUGGUGUGCACUCAGUACAACAUUAACUAAUAGAACAGGUUUUUUUUUAAAGUGCAAAGUCACAGAAUAAGAGUAAGUCAAAUACAGAUUUAAUAUUUUAAAAUAAAUAAUUUUGAUCCAGCCCCAGGAGGCCUUUACCUUGUUUAAGGGGAUGUCUGUUCAUGUAAAUAAUUUAACUGCUUUAUGUGCUGUCUUUUCGGAAAGGAUGUUACAACAGGAACAGAUACCACAAACUCUUUAUCUUCAUGUCAAUACAGGGUUAUCUUAUUCAGGUACAUUAGUUUCUUACAUACACACACACAGGUAGUUUAUAACACACCACUUGGUGAAAGCAUACGUAGAAAGAUGGUAUAGGCUUACGUGGGAUAGGGUAUUUCCAUACUUCACAGUCAACUUUGGAGGGAUAAUCUCAUUUUCCAUUCUUCUCUGUUCCACAUCUUAAGUUAUACAGGACCUAUUCUCAAACACAGUUGUUGCAAUCAGAAGGAUAUCUGUAAAGAUGAGUUUGAAUGAGGUCAAGUAGGCCAAGACAGUGAGACUGUAGAUUAUCAAGAUUAUUUGUUAAAAAAAAAGUAGCAUUUUAUGUUUGUCACCAUGAUAUCAACAUGAGUGAUGGAGAUCAAUGAGAUCGGACUGAAAAAAGAAAAGUGUGUAUAAAGUAUGAUGUCCAUAAAAUGUUUGUUUUUUGCUUUUUAUGACAUCAUUGCCUUAUCAUUGUCUUGUCCUUCUUAAUCACUUUCAGAAGGUGCUUGUGUGUUGUCAAUAGGAAGUGUAAAUGGGAGAUAGUUCAUAAUAAACACAUACAUCUG
Osmerus eperlanus (European smelt) is the source of this 5170-nucleotide messenger RNA. It is a transcript of the gene susd5, whose product is annotated as sushi domain containing 5. Gene Ontology annotation, molecular function: hyaluronic acid binding. Gene Ontology annotation, biological process: Notch signaling pathway; cell adhesion. The record is from RefSeq and is a predicted model, not a curated record. NCBI's taxonomy places the organism in Eukaryota, Metazoa, Chordata, Actinopteri, Osmeriformes, Osmeridae.